Molecule: messenger RNA, 219 nt
Organism: Mesorhabditis spiculigera
Lineage: Eukaryota; Metazoa; Nematoda; Chromadorea; Rhabditida; Rhabditidae
Source: the annotation of a GenBank genome assembly
AUGAAAUUCCUCGUCGUCUUCGCUCUGCUGAUCGUCGCCGUCAUGGCGCUGGGAACUCCCUGUGACAUCAAGAAGGGCGUCACCGGAAACUCGGACUGCAAAAUGGCCGGCGAGACCUGCGAGAAGGACCUUGGGUCCAACAUCUACCGUUGCGUGAUCGCUAUGGACCGUGGCGUCAACUGGGUCCUGACGCCUCGGCCAAAGAAGCUCGGGCAGCAC